Molecule: messenger RNA, 1245 nt
Organism: Saprolegnia parasitica CBS 223.65
Lineage: Eukaryota; Oomycota; Saprolegniomycetes; Saprolegniales; Saprolegniaceae
Exons: 3
Coding region: 1-1170 (389 amino acids)
Molecular function (GO): histone deacetylase activity
Source: RefSeq, a predicted model, not a curated record
AUGGCCACGGCGCCAAUGGCGGUCGUCUUCUCGAGCGACUACGCCCGGGCGAUCUCGCGCCUGCCGGUGCACCCGCAGCGCGAGGUCAUGACCUUCUCGCUGCUGCAGCACCUGCGCCUCCUCGAUCGCCUCCACGUCGUGGCGCCGACGCCCGCCACGGACGCCGAUCUCGCCCGCUUCCACGCGCCACGGUACAUUGCGGCGCUCCAGAAUGCGCCGACGCUCUCACUCGACGAGCAGCUCGAGUUUAGCCUCACGGACGACGCAUGCGCUUUCGAUGGCCUCGAGCGCUAUUGCGCCUACGUGGCGGGCGGUUCCAUCACGGCAGCGACGCUCUUGACGCUAAGCUCGCCCGCCCGUCCGGUCGAUGUCGCCGUGCACUGGGGCGGCGGCCGACACCACGCCAAGAAAGCAUCCGCCAGCGGCUUUUGCUACGUCAACGACGUUGUGCUUGCCGUCGACGUCCUCCUCCGGUCGUCACCGUCGGCCAAAGUACUCGUGCUCGAUAUCGACGUUCACCACGGCGACGGCGUCGAAGAGGCCUACUACUACAGCGCGCGCGUCUUUACCAUGUCGUUCCACAAGUACGCCCGCGGCUUCUUUCCCAACUCGGGUGCGCCGAGCCGCAUCGGCGCAGGUCCUGGCAAACACACGAAUCUCAACGUACCGCUUGCCGACGGGAUCACGAACGAGCAGUUUCUCGAAGUGUUUGAGCUCUUGACGGCGACGGCCGCCGACGUCUUUGCACCGACGCACCUUGUGCUCGUGUGCGGUGUCGACACCCUUGGAAGUGAUCCGUUGGGCACGUUCAACCUCACGGCCGAGGGGAUUGGUUGGUGUGUGCAAGUCGUGCAAGAGCUCGAGCUGCCGCUCUUGGUCCUCGGCGGCGGCGGCUACCAUGUACCGGAUGCCGCCCGAACGUUUGCGCACGUGACGGCGACGCUGCUCGGUGUCGAAGAGAACUUGCCAACGACGAUUCCGGAGCACGAGUACUUUGACAAGUAUGGACCGUAUUUUACGCUGCCAACACGGCCCAACAUCGGUCGCGUGAACGCCAACACGAUUGCGUCACUCGAAGCGACGUGCGCAACCGCGUUGCAGCACCUCGAGCGCGCCAGAGCUGCCUUGUCGUCGCGCAGCAUAGCCCACCGGCGGCGGGAUAGCUCCUAGCAAUUUGUUUCGAGUUUUGUGUUGCACAAUGUACCGACACACCAGAGAGAUCGAUUCAUAUAGCUAAUUGUAGGA